Hevea brasiliensis (rubber tree) is the source of this 3377-nucleotide messenger RNA. Its product is annotated as probable LRR receptor-like serine/threonine-protein kinase At3g47570. Lineage: Eukaryota; Viridiplantae; Streptophyta; Magnoliopsida; Malpighiales; Euphorbiaceae. Bases 64 to 3198 code for a protein of 1044 amino acids. Gene Ontology annotation, molecular function: ATP binding; protein kinase activity; protein binding. Gene Ontology annotation, biological process: protein phosphorylation. The record is from RefSeq and is a predicted model, not a curated record. The transcript is spliced from 3 exons.
CCAUCAGGAUGUCCAUUGCUAAGUAACUCUUCCAGCCUCUCUCUCUCUCACUCUCCAAACCAAAUGAAGAUUUAUGAUUCUUGUUUGCUUCACCUUUUUCUUGUUUUUCUUCAACUGGUCAAUUUCCUCUUUUUAAACUUGCAAUUAAUACAAGCUCACUCUUCACAAAAUGAGACUGAUCAGCUUGCUUUGCUAAGUUUCAAAGCUGGGAUAGCCCGUGAUCCACAUGGAAUCUUCAAUUCAUGGAAUCAUUCUCUCUCUUUUUGCCAAUGGUAUGGAAUCACUUGCAGUCGCCGCCACCAGAGAGUCACUUCAUUGGUGUUAGAAGGCCAGAAUUUAAUUGGAUCCAUUUCUCCAUAUAUUGGCAAUUUGAGUUUUUUAAGAAUCUUGAACCUUCGAAACAACAGUUUCAAAGGUCAAAUUCCGCAGGAAGUCGGCAAUUUGUUUCGAUUACAAGAAUUCUUUCUCAAUAAUAACACAAUAGAAGGUGUAAUUCCGAUCAACCUUACCCGCUGUUCUCAUCUCAGGAAAAUCAGAUUGCAAAACAAUAAUCUAAUUGGGAAAAUCCCUACAGAGCUUGGUUCUUUAGCAAUGCUUGAACUGCUUGUCCUCAGUAGCAACAAUCUGAUUGGAAAAAUUCCACCUUCCAUUGGCAACCUUUCGUCGCUUACUUGGCUUUCUGCAGACACUAUGGAGUUGGAGGGAAAUAUUCCACAUGAAUUGAGCCGAUUAACGAGCCUCAUACAUUUCAAUUUUGCUGACAAUAAUCUAUCUGGUAUAUUCCCUUCAUCCAUUUUUAAUAUCUCAUCUCUUAAAAUGAUCUCAAUUUCACAAAACAAGCUUCAUGGCAGCCUACCAAACAACAUAGGGAUUACUCUCCCAAAUCUCCAGGAGAUUGAUAUGGGAUUGAAUUUCUUUUCUGGGUUAAUUCCCAUUUCCCUUUGCAAUGCAUCUCAACUGGGAAUACUCGAUCUUCCCACUAACAAUUUUGUGGGACGAGUUCCAAAUUGUCUGGGAAAUUUAGGAAGUUUUUUUUGGCUAAACGUUGGGAAGAAUAAUCUAGGAUAUAAUUCCACAGGUGACUUGGCCUUUUUAACAUCUUUGACAAACUGCAGCAAUCUUGAAAUCUUAGAUUUCACUUUCAACAAUUUCGGAGGUAUUUUGCCCAGCUCUAUAGCCAAUCUGUCAAUUAAACUUACCAACCUAUAUUUUGGAGCAAAUCAAAUCGCCGGAACUAUUCCUGAAGCAUUAGAGAAUCUCAUCAACUUAAUUGUAUUGGCCAUGUGGGAUAAUCUUUUCACUGGAGUCAUCCCUUCUUCCUUGGGAAAAUUAAGAAAACUUCAAGGACUGUAUUUAAAUGAAAAUAGAUUGUCAGGUCAAAUCCCAUCCUCUAUAGGCAAUCUCACUCAAUUGUUUAUACUUUCCAUCCCUCACAACAAUCUAGAAGGAAAUAUUCCUAUAAGUAUAAGAAAUUGCCAGAAAUUGCAGAUUUUGGAUAUUUCAGAAAACAACCUCAAUGGAUCUAUACCCAAGGAGAUUCUCCAUCUUCCUUCCUUAUCUCGACACUUGAACUUAUCAAUGAAUUCACUAACCGGCAACCUGCCAGCAGAUGUGGGAAAGCUAACAAAUAUAAAUACUCUGGAUAUCUCAGGAAACAAGCUUUCUGGAGAAAUUCCUGGAACCAUUGGGUUUUGUUUAGACUUGGAAUAUCUCUAUAUGCACGGAAAUUCUUUCCAAGGAAUCAUUCCUUCAUCUAUGGCUUCCUUGAAGGGUCUUCGAGAAUUAGAUCUUUCGAGGAACAACCUCACUGGAGAAAUUCCAAAAGACUUGCAAAGUUUACCCUAUCUCUUAUAUUUAAAUCUUUCUUUUAAUAAUCUUGAGGGUGAGAUUCCAGCCAAAGGAGUUUUUUCAAAUGCAAGUGCAAUUUCACUGAUGGGUAAUAUUAGGCUUUGUGGUGGUGUGCCAGAACUCCAUCAACCAAAAUGCCCUACCAAAGCAAUGAAGAAAGGGAAGUCCAUUGCUAUUAAGUUAGCAAUCAUAAUUCCUUGUGUGAUUCUCUUUGUGCUGUUGAUGUUAGCCAUCAUGCUUAUGUAUCGAAAGAAAGUAUCAAAAAAGAGCUCAUCUGCCACACCUAAAGAAACAGAUCGCCUUGUAAAGGUAUCUUAUAGGGAUCUUUUUGAUGCAACAAGUGGAUUUUCUGCCGACAACUUAAUCGGAUCUGGCAGCUUUGGUUCUGUGUAUAAAGGAUUUCUCAAUCAAAUGGAAAGAGUUGUGGCUGUUAAGGUCCUCAAACUUGGAACAAGGGGUGCUUCAAAAAGCUUCAUGGCCGAGUGCAAGGUGUUACGCACAGUGAGGCAUCGAAAUCUGGUUAAGCUGCUAACGUAUUGCUCCAGCAUUGAUUACAAACAGAAUGAGUUCAAAGCUCUAGUUUAUGAAUUCAUGGGUAAAGGAAGCUUGGAGAAGUGGUUGUAUCAAGACAUCCACAACAAUUAUCAGUCAAGAAACUUGGAUUUUCUUCAAAGAUUGAAUAUUGCAAUUGAUGUGGCAUCUGCGUUGCAUUAUGUUCAUGACCUUUGCGAAAUUCCAAUAAUUCAUUGUGACUUGAAGCCCAAUAAUGUUCUUCUCGAUGAUGACAUGGUUGCACAUUUAAGCGAUUUCGGUUUGGCUAAACUCUUCUUGAACACCAAUGAUGCUUCACAAACCCAAACUAGCUCAAUUGGAAUAAGGGGGACUAUUGGCUAUGCACCCCCAGAGUAUGGAAUGGGUAACACUGCAUCAAAAGAAGGGGAUGUGUAUAGUUUUGGGAUCCUUGUAUUAGAGAUGUUCUCAGGAAAAAAGCCAACGGACAAAAUAUUUGAAGGCCAUUUAAAUCUGCACAACUUUGUGGAGGAUGCACUGCCAGAAAGACUCGCGCAAAUCACAGAUCCAACCCUUCUCUCAAGAGAAAUGGGCGAAACAUCAACAAAAAAUGCUGAAAUAGACGAGCAGAUAGAAAUACAUGCAAAAGCAGAGUACAACAAUAAUGGGAACCUGAGCCAGACAAGUACUGGUAAAGAGAAAGAUUGCUUGCUUUCAGUAUUCAAAGUUGGAGUAGCCUGUUCAGCAAAAUCACCCAAAGACAGAAUGAGCAUGAGGGAUGUUGCUAAAGAACUGCAUUUGAUUAGAAGUACUUUUCUUGGAGUUCGGAUCUAUGGAUAAAGACAGCAUAUAUUGAAGAAGUGAGAUGGCCCUGGCAGAGAAUAGAUUUAAGCUUCUUGCGCGACUGUAUUUUCUAUGUAACAAAAAUUAAGCAUAGUAUUGUUAGGGCUUGUUUGGUACUAUUUAUUAGAUUUUGCUUCUACUAAUAAAUUGAUGUGCUUUAAUUAUCAACAAGCAAA